AGCCAGAGUGUUCGCCUGCACUAAGUUGUCCGUCAACUAGGUGAUCUAUUUCGUUUGAAUUGGUCCGAGGCAGACCGAUCCUGCUAUUCUCGUCUCCAUCGUGCCUUCACCAUGCAGCUUUUCCUGAGAGGUCCCGGGCAGGAGUCUCACGUGGUUCCACUCACGAUUUCCCCCACCGCGUCACUCCAGACCUUGAUUGGUCUCUCUUUGUCAACCUUGCGUUGCGGCGACACCCUAAGCUUCUCUGAUUCACACUCCUCCUCCAUCAAACCCUCGCGGCAUGGAAUCAGCUCCGGUUGUUCGUCUAAUCCUUUCCGUGUGCUCCACGGAGGCCGGCAGCUUUUCCCCUUCGCGUCGUCUCAUCACCGUUUCACCAGCUUAUCAUCCCUACACGUCCGCCCGUACGAUACCCUAGAUAUAACCGUUCCCUUGCGCGGCGGUGGUGGGGACGGUGGUGCAACAGGAGCUGAGUCCCGUGACUGCUACCUGCAGAUGUACGCCGGACGCCGUCCGGAUAAGGUUGACCCGCGCGACACACGCGUGGCGAGCUGGACGCACUGCCACCUGUCAGGCGAGCCGCUGACCCCUCCGUGUGUGGUGGAUCUCCUGGGUAACGUGUUCAACAAGGAAGCUGUGGUUCGCGCUCUAGUGGAGAAGAACAUCCCCGUUGCGCUGAAACACAUCAAGGGGCUGAGGGAUGUGGUUGGGAUUCAGCUGACGGAGAUUCCAGGACUUGACUCGAAUGCUCAUGUCAGGUUCCAGUGUCCUAUUACACAACAGGAGUUCAGUGGCAGCUUCAAGUUUGUCGCCCUUCGCCCCUGUGGCCAUGUGCUAAGUGCUCGUGCACUCAAGGAGCUGCCCUCUCCAGCAUGUCUUGUUUGUCACGCCAAGUUUGUUGAAACGGAUCGCAUCCCUAUCAACGGCACUGAGGAAGAGGUGGAUGCACUUCGGACUCGCAUGGAGGAAGAGCAAGCCUCCAGACGUGCUGGAAAGAAGAAAAAGGGGGGCGCUCCUGCUCAGGUUGAUGUGGUUGUCACAGGGAACGAGUCAAACGGAGCUGCGGUGAAGGAAGUGGAUGGGAUAGCUUUGACGGCUGGUAGGGCAGGGAGCUUGGAGAGGAAAAGCAUUGGUUCCGGAGUGAAGGCAACAGGCACUCAAAUCGCUGAGGACAAGGCAAUCGCUGCUCAUGGCUUGGUUGAAGACAAGCGAGGACUAAAAAGGAAGGCAGCAGAAGGUCCAUCUGCAGGAAUGAAGAGCUCGUCAGCAGGAUCUGGUAACCAAGCAAGACCAAAGGGGUCGGAUUUGGUUCAGCAGAAGCAGCACUUCAAAGCAGUGGACAGGCUGCCAGCAGGAGCAAGUAAGGACGUUUAUGCAUCAAUCUUCACGUCAUCACGGAAGGAAGACCUCAAGGAGACGUAUUCUUGCAGGUCGCUGCCACUUGGGAGGAACUGAUUGUUACUGAAAGGACUGACUUUCAGGGAUUGUACAUGUACUGCCAUACGUCUGUACUAGGCCACUAACAGUAAAGGGAACUGCAAUCGCAAUAGUGGAUGGAGGGCUCUUGUUCAGGAGAUGGCUGAUUAUCGCUGCCCAACCUAGUCAUGCAGAUUGGUGAGGCUUUACAUGGAUUUCACUUAAGUGCUAACAUUGUC
This is a messenger RNA of Closterium sp. NIES-67, 1652 nucleotides long. The record is from the annotation of a GenBank genome assembly. Lineage: Eukaryota; Viridiplantae; Streptophyta; Zygnematophyceae; Desmidiales; Closteriaceae.